Poecilia reticulata (guppy) is the source of this 2890-nucleotide messenger RNA. Its product is annotated as glutaminase kidney isoform, mitochondrial. The record is from RefSeq and is a predicted model, not a curated record. Gene Ontology annotation, molecular function: protein binding; glutaminase activity. Lineage: Eukaryota; Metazoa; Chordata; Actinopteri; Cyprinodontiformes; Poeciliidae. Gene Ontology annotation, biological process: L-glutamine catabolic process.
CCGGGAGAAAGGUAGGUUGUGGAUAUUCAGAGUCGUAGAGUCGCAAGGAGAACCGUAAGGAGACUGUUUCCAGGAGGAAUAACUCACUUUUCCAGGUUUAGUUCACCCUUCUGGACCCUAUACAAUCCGGAAAACUUGUUCGGUUUUUAAAGGCGAACAUAAAAUGUUGCCUUUUCGCUCGACGGCAGCUCUGAAGGAGUUGCUCCAGAGCCAAUUGAAGUGGCCGGUCAGAGCCGCUAUGAUAGCUUCGCCCGCGGCCGCGGCUGUCCUCAGCUUCGCCUGUCCGCUCAGCGGCUGGAGAGCCCCGCAACCAGGCAGGAAGGCCGGCUUCAGGGGCUUCUGCACUCCGGCGAAGGGACACAGCGAAACCAGCACUGACACCUCCACAGAUAAGAGAAGGAAGGCGGGCAUCCUGCCCAGCCUGGAGGAUCUGCUGUUCUACACCAUCGCAGAGGGACAAGAGAAGAUCCCGGCUCACAAGUUCACCACUGCUCUGAAAUCCACGGGGCUUCGGACCGGAGACCCUCGGCUCAAAGAGUGCAUGGAGAUGCUGAAGGUCACCUUGAAGACGACCUCAGACGGAGCGCUGGACCGACACCUCUUCAAGAAGUGUGUCCAGAGCAACAUCGUCCUGCUGACUCAGGCCUUCAGGAAGAAGUUUGUCAUCCCAGACUUCCAGUCCUUCUCCACCCACAUCAAUGACAUCUAUGACAACGGCAAAAAGCUGUCAGGAGGGCAGGUGGCUGACUACAUUCCCCAGCUGUCUCGCUUCAGUCCCGACCUUUGGGGCGUCGCGCUGUGCACCGUCGACGGACAACGGCACACGAUGGGAGACACCAAGGUCCCCUUCUGUCUGCAGUCAUGUGUGAAGCCGCUGAAGUACGCCAUCGCCGUCCACGACCACGGCACCGAGUACGUGCACCGCUUCAUCGGCAAGGAGCCCAGCGGCCUGAGGUUCAACAAGCUGUUCCUGAACGAGGACGAUAAACCCCACAACCCCAUGGUGAACGCCGGCGCCAUCGUCUGCACCUCCCUCAUCAAGCAAGGAGCCAGCAAUGCAGAGAAGUUCGACUACGUGAUGAACUUCAUGAACAAGCUGGCAGGAAACGAGUACGUUGGCUUCAGCAACGCCACUUUCCAGUCGGAGCGCGAGUCCGGAGACAGGAACUUUGCCAUUGGCUACUACCUGAAGGAGAAGAAGUGUUUCCCUGAAGGAACCGACAUGACCUCCAUCCUGGACUUCUACUUCCAGCUCUGCUCCAUCGAGGUGACCUGCGAGAGCGCCAGCGUCAUGGCCGCCACGCUCGCCAACGGCGGCUUCUGUCCAAUCACGGGUGAGCGCGUGCUGAACCCAGAGGCGGUCCGCAACACGCUGAGCCUGAUGCACUCCUGCGGCAUGUACGACUUCUCUGGCCAGUUCGCCUUCCACGUGGGGCUGCCGGCGAAAUCUGGCGUCGCCGGUGGGAUUCUGCUGGUGGUUCCCAACGUGAUGGGCAUCAUGUGCUGGUCUCCACCACUGGACAAACUGGGAAACAGUGUGAGAGGGAUCCAGUUCUGCACGGAUCUGGUUUCUCUCUGCAACUUUCACAACUACGACAACCUGAGGCACUUCGCCAAGAAGCUGGACCCCCGCAGGGAGGGAGGAGACCAGAGGGUGAAGUCGGUGAUCAACCUGCUGUUCGCCGCCUACACCGGAGACGUGUCUGCCCUGCGCCGCUUCGCUCUGUCCUCCAUGGACAUGGAGCAGAGGGACUACGACUCCCGGACGGCGUUGCAUGUGGCGGCGGCUGAAGGUCACGCUGAGGUGGUCCGAUUCCUGCUGGAGGCCUGUAAGGUCAACCCGGUCCCCAAGGACAGGUGGGGCAACACGCCGAUGGACGAGGCGGUGCACUUCGGCCAUCAUGAUGUGGUCACCAUCCUCAGAGACUACCACACCCAGUACAGCCCUCAGGACGCCGCUGCCACAGCCGCCACCGACUCGCAGAGCGCAGAGAAGAACCUGGAUGGCCUGCUGUGACUUCCUGAAGGCUCCUUCAGUAUAAAAGCACCUCAUCAUGUCUGUUAUCUGUUCUCCCAGUAAAAUAAUCGGUUUUUAUUCCCUCCUUUGGGUCCAACCAUGAAUCAAACGCGCCGGUGCUUUUAUUCUGGAAACAGGAAGUGGAGUAGGCGUUCAUCGUGUGACCCUGACACGGUUUUGUGUUCUGUAUAUAAGACGUGUAAAUAUGUUCAGGUGUUAAACUGUUGUCUCUGUUUUCCUGUAAAACUUCAAUUAUUUCCUCUCUUAUUUCUCUCUACCAUUUGAUCAUGAAGGCGUUUGUACAUAUCAGAAAAGACACUGCCAGACUGAAUGGACCGGUUCUGACCGAGCCGCAGUCAGGAGGCACGAAUAUUCAGGUGACAGGAAGGGUUACCGACGGUAACGACCUUCACCAGAACCAGUAAGACUUACUGGGUGAAGUUCUGGCCCAAGAUUUGGCUGAAUCCUGAAUAUUCUCCCUGCUGAUGCCAUGUUUGAGGUGUGUGUGCGUUUGUGUGUGUUCCACUCAGGAUGCCGAGUCGCUUUCCGAUGCAGAUUGUUUCUGACUCAUACUUGAAGAGUCCGGUUCUGUUUUUGUGCUGACAGUUUGAAACAAUCAUGUUUUUUUUAUUUUUUUUCUCCCAAAUACAAACUUUAAAACAAAAGGAGGAUCAUUUCAGAAGUCGGGUCGUUGGUGACGGAGGAAGCACAAAGUGGUGGCGGAGCUCUUUGGAUCAUGUGACGUUUUGUUUGUCGGUGCAGCUUUCUGAAUGUAACGUGUUUGUUCUGGUUCUUCUUCAUGUGUAUUUAUGCCGCUGCGCCACCAGCAGAUAUUUAUUCACAUCCAAAUAAAAAACCUAACUAUAAAAAAAA